Messenger RNA from Plasmopara halstedii, 669 nucleotides. Its product is annotated as tho complex subunit 7 homolog. The transcript is spliced from 3 exons. The record is from RefSeq and is a predicted model, not a curated record. Gene Ontology annotation, cellular component: THO complex part of transcription export complex. Gene Ontology annotation, biological process: mRNA processing. Bases 1 to 669 code for a protein of 222 amino acids. NCBI's taxonomy places the organism in Eukaryota, Oomycota, Peronosporomycetes, Peronosporales, Peronosporaceae.
AUGGCUGACGAUGAUGUAGUGAUCAGACGACGUCUAUUGACGCGCACAAGUACUGUUGGAAAGUCGGGGCUGAAGAAAUGCGCCGAAGUAAUGCUCACUCUCAUAGAUCUGCUGACUGACGAGUCUGUAGAUGACGCUACAUGCAAACAGGAGAUGAGUACUUUUUUCUGGGAACUGGAACAGCUUCAAUUCGAGGCUAAUAAGACAGAAAUUUGGAAUUUUACAUGCGAUCGCGAGCUAGAGGAGUAUGAAACGCUUAACUCAGAAAUCGACACGAGCAUUGCGAAGGCUGCGAAAGAUAUAGAGGACUUGCAGGUCAAAAUUCGCGCUGAAAAGACAGUGCGGGCGUAUAAAGAGGAGUACGAGUCUAUUGCUAAAGUGAUUAACAAGCUGCCAUCCCGGAAAGAAAUUGAGACGGAAAUUGAAAAGCAGAAGAAAAUACUAAGUGAUGUCUCCAUGGCUAUUGAAGCGGUGGACGGCAGGUUGGAUCUUCGAACUAAACAAUUUGCUCUACUUAUGAACACAAUCCAAAAUUUGAAGGCCACACUAAAUGAAGAUGCAGUGCUGGACGAGGAAAUGCAAGAGGAAGACGAAGAAAUGGUUGACGUUGAGAACAAGAAUACAACGGAAAAGGAAGCUGCAGGACAAUCAUCACCUGCGUCAUCGUAG